Molecule: messenger RNA, 3282 nt
Organism: Nycticebus coucang (slow loris)
Lineage: Eukaryota; Metazoa; Chordata; Mammalia; Primates; Lorisidae
Gene: NEK8
Product: NIMA related kinase 8
Exons: 15
Coding region: 170-2305 (711 amino acids)
Biological process (GO): protein phosphorylation
Molecular function (GO): protein kinase activity; ATP binding
Source: RefSeq, a predicted model, not a curated record
UCCGGCGUGGUCUUCAGAGGAAAAUGAUUGGACGCCUGAGCUGCCGACACAAUUUAAAUCCACUAAGACGCGGGCUACACCCACACCUACCUAGGCUUGCUCCGCCCCUCAAGUAUCUUGCCGCCUAAGGGGCGAGGCUCGAGAGUGGGCAGGGCCGCGCACGCGCCGCAUGGUGGGGGGAAAUCCAGAAAGGAAACUCGGAAAUAAGAUGGAGAAGUACGAGCGGAUCCGAGUGGUGGGGAGAGGUGCCUUCGGGAUUGUGCACCUGUGCCUGCGCAAGGCUGACCAAAAGCUGGUGAUCAUCAAGCAGAUCCCAGUAGAACAGAUGACCAAGGAAGAGCGGCAGGCAGCCCAGAAUGAGUGCCAGGUACUCAAGCUGCUCAACCACCCCAAUGUCAUUGAGUACUAUGAGAACUUCCUGGAGGACAAGGCCCUCAUGAUUGCCAUGGAAUAUGCACCAGGUGGCACCCUGGCUGAGUUCAUCCAAAAGCGCUGCAAUUCCCUGCUGGAGGAGGAGACCAUCCUGCACUUCUUCGUGCAGAUCCUGCUUGCACUGCAUCAUGUACACACCCACCUCAUCCUGCACCGGGAUCUCAAGACCCAGAAUAUCCUCCUUGACAAACACCGCAUGGUUGUCAAGAUCGGUGACUUUGGCAUUUCCAAGAUCCUCAGCAGCAAAAGCAAAGCCUACACGGUGGUGGGUACUCCAUGCUACAUCUCCCCUGAGCUGUGUGAGGGCAAGCCCUACAACCAAAAGAGCGACAUCUGGGCCCUGGGUUGUGUCCUCUACGAGCUGGCCAGCCUCAAAAGAGCCUUUGAGGCUGCGAACCUGCCAGCGCUGGUGCUAAAGAUCAUGAGUGGCACCUUUGCGCCCAUCUCUGACCGGUACAGUCCUGAGCUACGUCAGCUUGUCCUGAGUCUACUCAGCCUAGAGCCUGCACAGCGGCCACCACUGUGCCAUAUAAUGGCACAGCCCCUCUGCAUCCGUGCCCUCCUCAACCUCCACACUGAUGUGGGCAGUGUCCGCAUGCGCAGGUCAGAGAAGUCCCUGGCUACUGGACCGUCCAUGUCUCCUGGCAGCACAGGCAGCAGGACCACCAGUGCCCGCUGCAGAGGCGUCCCCCGGGGACCCGUGAGGCCUACCAUAUCACCACCUCUGUCCUCCGUGUAUGCCUGGGGUGGAGGGUUGUGCACCCCCCUCCGGCUGCCUAUGCUCAACACAGAGGUGGUGCAGGUGGCAGCUGGGCGAACGCAGAAGGCGGGUGUCACGCGCUCUGGGCGCCUCAUCCUGUGGGAGGCCCCGCCCCUCGGUGCGGGUGGGGGCCCACUCCUCCCAGGGGCUGUGGAGCUGCCACAACCCCAGUUCGUCUCCCGUUUCCUGGAGGGCCAGUCGGGCGUGACCAUCAAGCACGUGGCUUGCGGGGACCUCUUCACUGCCUGUUUAACCGACCGAGGCAUCAUUAUGACUUUUGGCAGUGGCAGCAAUGGGUGCCUAGGCCACGGCAGCUUCACUGACAUCAGCCAGCCUACCAUUGUGGAGGCCCUUCUGGGCUAUGAGAUGGUACAGGUGGCCUGUGGGGCCUCUCAUGUGCUGGCCCUGUCCACUGAGCGAGAGCUGUUUGCCUGGGGCCGUGGAGAUGGCGGCAGGCUGGGACUAGGCACCACGGAAUCCCACAGCUGCCCUCAGCAAGUGCCCAUGCCCCCAGGACAGGAAGCCCAGCGGGUUGUAUGUGGCAUCGACUCCUCCAUGAUCCUCACUGUACCUGGCCGAGCCCUGGCCUGUGGGAGCAACAGGUUCAAUAAGCUGGGCCUGGACCACCUCUCUCUGGGGGAGGAGCCUGCCCACCACCAGCAAAUGGAAGAGGCCCUGAACUUCACACCACUAAGCUCUGCACCCCUGGACCAGGUGGCCCUGCUAAGCGUGGACCUGGGUACUGCUCAUUCAGCUGUUGUGACUGUCUCUGGUGAUUGCUACACAUUUGGCAGCAAUCAGCAUGGGCAGUUAGGCACCAAUGCUCGCCGGGGCAGCCGGGCACCCUGUCAGGUCCAAGGCCUUGAGGGUAUCAAGAUGGCAAUGGUGGCCUGUGGGGAUGCCUUCACUAUAGCCAUCGGAACAGAAGGUGAAGUGUACUCUUGGGGCAAAGGGGCUCGAGGCCGACUGGGAAGGAGGGAUGAGGAUGCUGGACUCCCCAGGCCAGUACAUCUGGAUGAGACACACCCUUACACAGUGACUUCCGUGUCCUGUUGCCAUGGAAACACUCUGCUGGCUGUUCGCCCGCUCACAGAUGAGCCAGUCCCCCCCUGAGGCAUCUGGAUACACCUCUGGACCACCCUGAUAUUGCUUCUCCUCUGAAUGUUCUGAAAAGUGCAGGUGCCUGAGGCAGCUCCCCGGAUUGUGUCAUCAAUGGGGUAUAAGGGCCAGUGAAACCCCUGCUCAGCUUUUGACUCUGGAUAUGGAAACCUCAACCCACUCUGUUCCACUAACACCCCUUUUCCUUUCCUACUCUUUCCCUUGAGUCGGUGUCCCCAGGGUCCACCUGGCUAGAGUUGGAACCUACACCUAGGUCUUUAGAGCUGAAAGCAGCUGUGGCUCCACCCAGAGACUGCUCUUUCCCCCAGCCCAGUUAGGAAAUAAGUCUGACCACCAUCAGGAGAUGGCUUCCAGCUUUGGAGCAGGGCAAGCCAGGGCCUGCCUGGACUGGCCAUUAAGCCUGCCUAGUUUCUGUACUGCCUGAGGCAGGGAGGUCCCAGGGAGUUCUGCCACAGCCCCACCCCUUUACUCGGAGGCAGAGUGGCACUACAGUUUUUUAGCAUUCCUUCUCCUGAAAGAGUGCAGGGGCCACUGAGUCUCUACAGCAGAGUGGACUCUGGCUGAAAGUUGCCCCUUACCCCAUGCUUUCCCCCAGAAGCAGGUUAGGGGGAAAUGUAUCUGGUUGGACCUGAGCAGUUUCCCAGAGGACUGGAAGUAACGCCAAUAAAAAUAUCAGCUGCCUGCUCGGAGUGCGGACUCUUCAGAGGUGGGGGUGGCGGCUAGGCACCCCAGGACUGGGCUGGGCCCGACCUCUGUUACAAGGCUGAGGCCGAGGGAGGAAUGUGGGUGCAGCUCGAGGCUGGGCCCGAGGUUCCUUUGGCCCAGUGCCCAGCCCAGCCUCCUCGCCCCAGCCAUGCUCCCCGGAUCUGGUUGCCAGGCUUCGGCUGCCUAGCACCUGGAAGCUGGGGCCCCAGUCCCUGGGCGGCAUGUGGCUCCUCAGGCCAAGCUUUUGACUCCCAAGAAACAAACCC